CUAAGUAAGUCCUUUGACACCAAGGUUAAAAUUAUAAAAUUUCGUGUUUUAUUUUUUGCCAGCGACUACCGAAUAAAUUUUCUCCGGCCGGCGGGUUUCGGGAGCAGAUCAUCACCAGCUUCUCUCUAGUCUCUCUGUGGUUGAGGAUCUGCAAAGGAGUAUCUAUCCAUCGCAGGUUUUCAACAAUGGUUUUAUUACAGUUGGACCCAUUCCUCAAUGAACUGACGAGCAUGUUCGAGAAAAGCAAAGAGAAGGGUUCUGUGUGGGUUACUUUGAAAAGAUCAUCUUUGAAGUCUAAGCUGCAGAAGAGGAAACUGAGCUCUGCUGGAGAAUCCAUAGAGUACAGAUGUCUUAUUCGAGCUACUGAUGCUAAGAAAACCAUUUCUACUUCGGUUGGGACCAAGGAUCACCAAAGAUUUCAAGCAUCAUAUGCCACCAUCCUUAAAGCUCACAUGACUGCUUUGAAGAAGAGGGAAAGAAAAGACCGUAAGAAAUCCACUGAGGCAGAGAAGAAAGAAGGCACCUCAACCACCACUAAAACCAAGAAACUUUGAUUCUCUUCUCUUAAUGAUUUGCAUUUUGUUGCCUAGAACUUGAAUUUUGAAAAAAAGAUUUCAGAGAUUUUGAUUCGUCAUUAUAUAGAGUUUUGGCUUGCGUUUUUUUUUUAAA
This is a messenger RNA of Raphanus sativus (radish), 669 nucleotides long. RefSeq names its product signal recognition particle 14 kDa protein. NCBI's taxonomy places the organism in Eukaryota, Viridiplantae, Streptophyta, Magnoliopsida, Brassicales, Brassicaceae. The coding region runs from base 186 to 554 and encodes 122 amino acids. Gene Ontology annotation, cellular component: signal recognition particle, endoplasmic reticulum targeting. The record is from RefSeq and is a predicted model, not a curated record. Gene Ontology annotation, biological process: SRP-dependent cotranslational protein targeting to membrane. Gene Ontology annotation, molecular function: endoplasmic reticulum signal sequence receptor activity; 7S RNA binding. The transcript is spliced from 5 exons.